Messenger RNA from Pyricularia grisea, 1564 nucleotides. RefSeq lists its product as uncharacterized. NCBI's taxonomy places the organism in Eukaryota, Fungi, Ascomycota, Sordariomycetes, Magnaporthales, Pyriculariaceae. The record is from RefSeq and is a predicted model, not a curated record. The transcript is spliced from 2 exons. The coding region runs from base 113 to 1132 and encodes 339 amino acids.
CAACCUAGGCGGAUCCAACGGGAGCCUGCAUUUUUUAUAUUCUUUUUUUUUUUUUUGUUUUGUUUUUUUUGGUUAGUGGUGACGUGACAGGUCGACGACAGCAACACCCAACAUGGCCGUCCUGGCCGUCCUCAUUCUCGCCCUUGGCUUCUUCUGUCGCCUUAGCGUACAGCAAAUAGACACAACGUACACGCAGGGCAAGAACGGCGUCUUUUGGAUAUAUCCGACCGAGAGCCAGACCUUUAACACCCUCGAUGUCGUCAACGUGUCGUGGCGAGCACCGUUCAAGAAUCCCAAGCUCUUUACGUUUUGCAUAGAAAAAGAGGUCGUUUCACAACAGAAGGCGACGAAUGCAAACGACCCCGGCGACGGCUGGCUCCUGGUGAAGCUCGACUUUACUGCGCCCGAGGCCUGCUGGUUCAACCUGCGACCGGGCGACGAUGCCGACGGCGGCGCCAACAGCCCGCGCUUUGGCAUCAGGGACAACCCGAGGCCGCAGCUGACCACGAUCGGAAUCACACCUACUCCCGAGCCGACCAGCAGCGUUCCGUCCACCACUCCUGCGUCGACCCUCUCGACGGUGACGACGACGAGCGCGGCACCCGACUCCACCACGACGAACGCCACCCCCGCAGGAGGCACUUCCCAAGACGCCUCUGGGAACGCAACCAACAACAACGGCGGCGGCAGCUCGGACGGCCUGUCGGUGGGCGCCAAGGCGGGCAUCGGCAUCGGCGCGGCCAUCGGCGCCAUCGCGCUGCUCGUCGCGGUCUUCUUCCUGGGCCGGCGGUCAUCACGACGCGAUUCCGAUGCGGCCGCAAGCCCGUCCACGCAGCCGAGCGAACUCCACAACAACACCCCGUCGGUGGCUCAGGCGCAACCGGCGGCGGGUUACGGGGACGGCUGGACGCCGACCUACGAGGCCGAGUCCAAGACGCCAGUGACCUCUGCCGGGUACUACAACCCCCAGUUGUCGGCGGGGAAUACGUACCAAGGCUCGCCCACGACGGCGACGUCGGAGCUCGGGACAAUCCACAAUGCGGCGGAGCUGGCGGGUCAUGAUCGGGCGGUCGAGUUGUCGCAGAACACGUCGCCGAAUCGGGAUGUUGAGAACCAAAAAUUUAUUCCUUGAUAUGAUUUGAGACAAGAUUUUUUUACCUUUCUUUUUAGCCCUUUAUGUAUACGAAGUCUUGAAUAUUUUCUGUCUGUAUAAUAUUUUCAUAUCUUCAUAUUUCGGCCUCGAUCGUGAUCGUAGUGACUGGCUUGGGUUUUAACUAGAUUAGAACUAGCUUGCGUGAAUACCCUGGCUAGCUUGCACGGGAGGCUGCGUGGCAAGCAAGGAAGACCCAGGCUGUUGUUCGUUGUGGGCCCCCUUGGACAACGCUACUGUGCAGGGGGAAAUCCAGGGAUUGUUCGAGAUUUGUGCCUGGUAGCCGGACACCAACUUCUACCUGUAACGGUCUGUAUGAACAAUCUUUCACAUCCGACAACAGAUUCGAAGAUUUAACACAAAGCAAUUUUAUUUAAAGCUUGUUCAAGCUUCUCUGUAUAAUUCGGGCGGAAA